AGGGUGGAGAAUGGGUGGAGGGUCCUGGGCACUUAGCCUGGAGGUGUUGGGCAAAGGGUCUGAAGUCUCAUCUUGGGUGUCACUUUCGGGAUCUUCUGUAAGGACAUCUGCCUGGUUGCUCUGGUGGCCAGAUGGGGACUUGUGGGACAUGUGGCAGUAGAGGGCCAAGCCAGUCCCUAGAUGCACUCGACAGUCUGCCAACUGCCUCCAACCUUCUUUCCCGGCACCUCAGUGGCCACUGGAAGUCUUCUGGUCUCUCUCUGGGGUUCAGGCUCUGUCCCUUGGCCUUUUGACCUCUUUGUCCUUCCUUCAGUGUUUCUUGGUCUCUCCUACUGUCCUCAAGCAGGCCUCAGGGCUCCCGGCUGGCCUGAAGCUGGGGCUGCGGGGAGGUUCUGUGACAGUUGGAGAGGUUCCAGGGAGUUGGGACGUUGGCCAUGGACGCAUCCUGCACAGUGGACCUGUCGGACCCAAACUACUCCUGGGAGGAGGACAGAAAGUACAUCCUGCGGGGCUGGGCCCUGGUCUUCAGCACCCUCACCACCCUGAUGGUGCUCAGCGCGGUGGAUGGGCGGAUGGCCUACCUGGAGGGCUCCUACUCUGGCUACAUGGGCUUCUGGAUCAACUGCAAGAAGUACAAAUGCUCCAACGUGGGCCAAGUCACUGUUCUCAUCCACAUGAGCAUGGGCCUGAUGAUGCUGGCCUUGACCAUUUGUCUCAUCCUUGUCACCACCAUGGCCCUCUCCUUCUGGCCGGUCUUCCGCCGCCUGAACAAGACCGACCUUAUCUUCAGUUUACUCAGCUUCGGCAUUGGGUUCCUGGUUAUCCUCAGCAUGACGCUCUUUGUAGCCAACUGCCAGGCCCUGAGACCAAAGCCACGUAUUUCGUACCUGUUUACCUCCUACCUAUGCUGGGGCAGCGGCGCCUUGAUACUGUGGACAGGAGUCCUGAGCUACUUAAACUACGCGGGCAUGUGGAGCCAGGCCUCGUUCAGCUGGGAUCGGCGGGUGAGCUACUGGCGGUGGGCCUCGCGGCUCACUUCUAUGAGGCACCUGUCCAGACAGUCAGACUCAGACCGCAAGUCCAGUUCGCUCCCGGGGCAGGGGAUCCCCGCCAAGCCUCCCUAAGCCAUGGUUGCUCAGGACACGGACGGGUACCUGGGCCCGGGGGCGGGGAUCAGACCUCCACGGAGACCCGCCUCCCUAAGAACAUGCCUCGCCCUCCGAGGGCUGCUGACAAAGCCGCGACCCUCCAGCUUGGGCCCACCCUUUGCGGCUCUGUUCCCGUCCAGAGUCCUCCCCUGGUCCCCAUCCCAGAAGUCAGACACCGCCCCCUUCCGCUCUGCACGCAGCUCCCGCCAAGGGGCCAGUGGGUGUGGAUCUGCUCCCACCCUAGCGUGGCCCCGCCCCAAUCCCAGAUAGGCCACGCCCAGAUCCUACCGAGGCCCCCCCAAUCCUAGCCAGGCCACGCCCCAUCCUAGCUAGGCCCCGCCCCAUCCCAGCUAGGCCACACCCCAAAGCCGCCCUUCAUCCUCGGAACUCCUCCCUCUCCGAGGGCCAGCCCCGCCCCUGGAUGCCUCCUCUUGCCCCUGGGCGGACACAACACCCACCCAGCUUUUGCCCCUCCCCAGGAGGGCA
Myotis daubentonii (Daubenton's bat) is the source of this 1634-nucleotide messenger RNA. RefSeq lists its product as uncharacterized. Lineage: Eukaryota; Metazoa; Chordata; Mammalia; Chiroptera; Vespertilionidae. The record is from RefSeq and is a predicted model, not a curated record.